Messenger RNA from Chelonus insularis, 10859 nucleotides. It is a transcript of the gene mv, whose product is annotated as lysosomal-trafficking regulator mauve. Bases 433 to 10587 code for a protein of 3384 amino acids. The record is from RefSeq and is a predicted model, not a curated record. Gene Ontology annotation, molecular function: protein binding. The transcript is spliced from 13 exons. NCBI's taxonomy places the organism in Eukaryota, Metazoa, Arthropoda, Insecta, Hymenoptera, Braconidae.
UCAAGUGUCAUGUGUGUUUGAAAAUAUACUGUACUUGUUUGUUUUUAUCUGUUUGUGCAUUAUAUGUAUUAAUAUAUAAAUAUAUAGACAUAUAUUAAUAUAUAAGUGUACACGAUGAUCUUCUGUAUUGUGCAGUCAGUGCAAAAUUUAUAUCAAAAAAACGUUAAAUAAUUCACGUCUACUACCCGCACCGGAGAAGUACCUAAUACCGGACAAAUUGUUAUAGUUUUCUUAUUAUGUGAUAUAAAAGGUAAAAACUAACACAAAAGGAAAAACGAGAAUUAAUAACAAGUAAAUAAACUAAAUAAAAAAAUGCACUGGAAAGAGUGAGAAAUCGAAGAAAUCUGAUAUUAUUACAUAUACUAAUACACGGUUUCAAAUUUCAGCAAAGGAAAUAACUUUAAACAGAAAGUUAAAAUUAAAAUAGUUAUUAUGACUUCAACAAAACUUAAUAAACUUCAAUUACUCUGUGGUCAUUUUAUCAAUGCUCAGUCUCAAAGUUCUAAGAAAUCCCUUUGGCUGGAUUUAUUUCUUUCUGAAUUUCUCAGUCAAAUUCAUAAUGGAGUAAAUACUCAUGAUAUUCAGAAUUUUUGUUCAAUGAAUGGCAGCUCUGAAGGAAGCAUAGCAUCAUUAUUAGCUUGUGAGUUAUCAUCAGAUAUCAAUGACUUGUGCGCAACAAAAAAUGAAGCUGAUCAACCCAUUGAGCUCUACAAGUAUCUUAUGGAAGGACGUGGAUGGCGAUUAUUGGCAGUACUUAAUUUACUUGGUGUUCAAGGUCUUUCUUGUGGUCAUAAACUGAUCGCACUUCUCAUGGCUCUUUACCCGGUUCCAUAUCAUAAAUCACUGGAGAAAUACAAUUCAUCAGAUAAUCAGAAUACUGCGAACGAAUUGACGAAUUCAACUACACCAUUUCAAAAUCCAUACUUGAAAUUGAAUUUAAAUAAUAACAUUCUCGAUACAGUGAAUCUCGUUCACCAAAUAAAAAAGAAGCACAAUCACAAGAAAUUGAAAGAUACUUACAGCGUAGUGAAUAAAAUUAAUAAUCAGUGUUCAAGAAAAAAAUCUAAGAAAUAUUAUACAAAUGGUUUUAAUAACAGAGUUGCACGUGUAAUGAAGCAUAGUCGAUCAAGUAAAGAUAAAUUAGAAUCUGAUGCAGAAUUAAGUACUGAAUCUGAUAUAAUAACUGAUGAUACUAAUCAGACAUGUUCUUCAAUUUUAAAAAUCCAUCAUAAUCCAAUGGAUUUUGAUUAUUUUACAUCAAUAGUUCGCACUGAUAAAGAUUCUAAUGAACACAAUUCAUGCCACUACCGAAAUCCGUGUUCGUUAGACCAUGAAAAUCUAGAGAGUUUUAUAGAUGAUCACAUGAAAAAAGUUUUAAAUUCUAGAGUUAAUCAUUUUGAAAUAAGCUUGAUGAUUUUAAAUUUGAUACAGAAUAUGAAAAAUCAUGAUUCUCUAGCCGAACAAGCAUUAGCUGUUAAAGUACUGAAAUUUUCGUUGGAUACUUUGUGGUCAUUGCAAUUCAAUGCUGAAACUAUGCAUUUAUCAACCAAUCAAUGUAUUACAUUGAAAACAACGACAGGACGAUUAAUGUUGAUUUCACUGGAGCAAGUUUUAAAAGCAGAUGAGACAAUAACAGCUGUAAUACAUAAUGGAUUGAUUCCAAUGACAUUAAAAUUAUUAGAAGAUAUUUGUAGUAAACCAUUGACUCGAUGUAGUUUAGAAGAAGGCUCUUUACUUCAAGAAUAUGUUUUUGCUAUGAUUUACAGUAUAAUAGUAUUUCUUAAUUAUCUUCUUCAUCAAAGAAAAACAUCUGAUAAAAUACGAGAAUUUUUGCAAAUUUUUCAACUUGUUAUUGAAAGCCAAGAUGGAAAAUUAAUUCAGAAAGCAAUCGGAAUCAUUGUGGAUUCACCCAAUAAUGAUUUAGCGCGGUCAAUGACUUGGAUAAAAAAAAUUAUUCAUGUAGUCGGAGUACUGAUAAACGGUUUUAAAUGUAUGAGACUUGAAGAUAUAAACAAAAUUAAGAUGAAUCGAUUGCAACGAAUUUAUCAUCAUAAUAGUUUAUUUGGAUGUACUUAUUCUCAACCACUUGUAAGUGAUGUUUCUCCACAAGUUUGUUAUAUUUCAUCGCUUUUUAAAAUAUUAUUAACAUUAUUGGAACAAUCCACGAAAUUUAAAUGGGAAGUUCAAGUAAGACUUGUUAAAAUAAUGAUACAUGCUGGAACUUGUUGUUGUUUUCCACCACAAAUAUUGCUUACAAGUGUGGUUAAUUUUAUGAAAAACCAUCAAAAUAAUAAGAAAAUAUAUGCUGUAUGUGUAACGUUACUUGAACGUUGUUUAUUUGAAGAAUUUUGUAUUUUUUCAUGUGAUUAUAAAGCUGAAGAUUGCAAUGUUUGCAGUAAAUUAAGCUAUUCAUGGGAGUUUCUGGAAAUUUAUAAAACUCUACUAUCUCCAGAUAAUCUUCAAUUAUGUUAUAUCACCAUGGCACAUUUGUUUAAAGUUAUUCCUAACUCGAACUUGCACGUGAAGAAUGAAAUGUUAUUUCGAGUUUUUUAUCCUACUUUCUUACAAAUGAAAAAUAUAAAUAAACAAGCAAGUAAUUACUCGAAUGUUGAAUUUAUUAUUCAAACGUGUCUUUCAAUGAUAUCUAGUCUGAUUGUUAAUAGUCAUAUGUAUGAAAAGUUCAUAGAAAUUAAUGGCUUGCAAGAAGUCAUACCAUUAUUUUCAACAUCUACAUUUACUAAAUCAAUCUGUAAUUUACUCCAAGUAUCAGUAAUUACAGAGAUUUGGAAAAUUAUUAAAGUUGAUCAAUAUGAUGAUUUUGGAGAGUUCAAUCUACUAGCAGGAUCAACAAUCAAAAUAUUUUUUGAUAUUAUUGAACAAGAAACCAAUAAUCUUUGUUCAAUUAUUGAAAAUAUAAAAAAAUCAGAUAUAAUAACAGCUUUCAAUACAAGCUAUAAGGAUUCUAAUAUUAAUGAAUCAUUAAAAAAUUUUCAAAUUAAGACUGAGUCUAAAGAAUUAGACAUUGCCAUAAACUAUGAUAAACUAUUGUUAAAAAAUUUAUUUCAAGCCAGUUCUAUAUGGAGAGCAGCUGCUGUGGUGUCUUUGUAUUGUCCGAAAUUUCGAACUAAGCUCUUACAUAAUCUAAUAACUGAUAAAGCUUUAAAUCUUAUAAUAACUCUGUCAGUAUUUAUCAUCCAAGAUCGUAUUAUAGAUAAAAAUAAGCAUGCGAAUAAAUUAAUUGAAGCUCUGAUUACUUGUUGUUUAACAUGGCAAAAAAGUGAUUACGAUGUUAUAACGAUGGUUCGUGAUGUGCUAAUAAACACUGGAAUUCAAUUGGGACGAGGAAUUACAGCAUUAGUAGAGGUACUGCUAAGAGUUGCUAUGCUUAAACCGUGUCAAGAACAAACCGCACUGCAGCCAAAUCGUCCAAGAAUACCGAAUAUAAUGUCGGACACUUCAUCACCGGAUUACGGCGAUGACGACAGCAGCACGGGUGAAUAUGUAACCGCUGAUGAUGGAUAUGAAGCUGAUAUUGAAAACCAGAGCAAAAAUGUUGAAGAAAAUUUGUCAAAAAAUAUUAAUAAUGUUACACCAAUGAUUGAAAUUCACAGUAAUGUUACUGCUGAUCCAGCUUUGUGUACAUUAGCUAUUGAUUUAUUAAUCCAUUUCAGUGAACAGAGUUUAAAUGAUGACAGAUGUGGCAUCGUAACCCAAGGACUGAAAAAAAUAGCUACAACAUGUAGAGAAAGUAUAUAUACGUGUGCUAAUCUUGCAGGAUCAGGAGUCAUUUCUAAAUUAUUAAAUGGAUUUGAAACAAUAUUAAUACAUAAAGAUCCUAAAUAUAAAGAUUUACAAUAUGCCAUUCUCGAAGUUUUUACACUACUUGCUAUGCAGUCAAUAUCUUCUGAAGAAUUAUUAUUUUAUUUUUCACUCUUCAAAGCUGACUCGCCACCACUAUUAGCUCUUUUACAGUCACUUUACCGACUCAUUGCCAAUUUAAAACCUCAGCCUAAUUAUAUCCUUUCAUUUCCCGUACCAUCUUCAUUGAAAAUAUAUUCAAAUAUUGAAAAAGGAGGAUAUGAAAUAAUGGAGAAAGCUUCGAGUGUUGUAUAUAACUUCAAAAAAAAGCAUUUAAAUUUAGGAAUAUGUAGUCCAUGGUCUAUCCAUGCUCUCUAUUUACCAAUUGGCUCUGAAUUAUCGUGGUCUGUGUGGCUUCAUGGCUGCUCAAUUUCUAUGUGGAUCCGAGUAGAGAGAGGUAACUUAUUAACGAGCCGAGGAACAUAUUUAAACUCUCCAAUAAAUUUAUUCAACACUGAAAGUGAUAGUUGCUCUGAUUGGGGACUUUUAUCGGAUAAUUGGAGUCGAGAUGUUUGUGCAGGAUCUCUAUCUCCACCAUCACCAGCAACAAUUGUUCAUUUUAUUUCUAUUGGUUUUGAAUCGCUCGUUCUUGAAACUUGGCUUGAUUUACACAGCGAUAAAAUUAUCUUUCGUUUGAGUAGACCGGACGACAAAACAAAUCGUACAAUUUCUGAAGCUUCUAUCAGCGGAAUUUUACCGUCAGGUCAUUGGCACCAUUUAGCUCUAAAUAUUAAAGAUACGAUUCUCAAUAGAAAAAGUGCCGUCGUAGAAGUUAUCAUUUGGAUAGAUGGUUGGCGUCAAGCGAGUGUACAUCUACCAUUUGAUGGGUUAUUGAUGAGAAAACCAGGGAAUACUUGUAUUAUGUUGGGUCAAAUUGGUCCUAGCAGCAAUGGAGCUUGGUAUUUAGGCAAUCUAAUGCUUUUUAGAUGUCCUGUUUUCACCAAAGAAAGAGCUUUAUACAUGACAAGCCUCGGACCAAAUUAUACAAAUCUUGCGGAUUGUAUUUUAAAUCCAAUAAAGUCUGAUUUUGCAUCUUUAAUAGCUUCUGGAGCUUUAAGUGGAGUAAAACAAGUGAAAUUAGAGAAAGGAAAGUUCGAUUUACAUCGAAGAAAAUCUUAUGGUGGAACUUAUCUACGUCAAGUGAUAGAAACAAAGAUCAUCAAUUCCGAUAUUAAUUGGGAAAGUUUGAUGGAUGAUUCAAACUCACAGUUAGGUGAAUUACAAGAUAAUAUUUUAUUAUCAUACGAAGCGAAGUGCCCGGAAAUAGCUAAUUUAUAUCCUCAAGCUAUCACAAGUCCAAAUGCUGUCGUACGAAAUAUAUUACCUGGUCAAUCAGGAUUUCGUGUGAUAUCAAUACCAGAACAUAGAAUAUCUCAACAACCACCUUUAUCAAUUACAAUCAAGACUCCUGAUCAUAUAGAAUGUCAACAAUAUCGUGGUUUUAUUUCUUCAGCAAGCUUAAUUGGUGGUGUACCAAUAUUUCUAUACUUAUUUGCCAGAGUUGUUGAAUUGAAUUCCACCGAAGAAGAACAAGCUCGUGCAUUAUCAAUAGUUAUUAAUUUAAUAAGAAGUGAUUCAGAAUUAAUGACUCAAUAUAAACUAGAGGGUGGACAUGCUUUACUUAUGCGUAUUAUAGAAACACCAAGAUGUCAUGCUGGUAAACAAGUUUUAAAAGCAAUUUUAGAUUGUGCUUGUGAUAAUUCUAUCAUCGUGAAUGACGUAUCUAAUGAUACUUAUACAAUUUUACAAAAUUGUGAGGCAGUUGUGAUAGAUCCUGAACUCAUAAAAGAAGCCCUGAGUGCCUGGAGAACUUGGAUAAAAUUCGAGACAUUUAAUAUUUUCCUCCAGGCAUUGUUUACUCUUCUUCGAGAUCAACAUGAACAAAGAGAAUUUAACGCAACUCAAUUAAAUCGGGUGGGAAUUGUUGAAACAAUUUUACUGAUUUGUAAAGAACAUUUUAUGUAUGAAGAUUCGGGAGUUCCUUGGGAUGGAACUACGGCAAAUAUUAUAAUAGAAUUGAUACGGUCAUUAAUGGGAGCACCACCAGAAUUUUCUCACUUGGUCGCAAUAAUGGAUUAUCUUCUUUUGGUUCAUCAAGCUUCUGAUACUUAUGUUACUCAUUCUCGUCACAAUAUGUAUUUCUUACUUCCCUCAUUGGCUGAAGAGGAUAAAAAUACAGCUGAUAUGAUAAAUAAAACACAAUUUUUAAAUAUUUCUAAUGGGACAAGUUCCUCGGAUGAAUCUAUCGGUGUCUGUGAAAUAAAUAAGUCAAACAAAGCAUUCAUAAAUAAGCAGCAUCAAAAAGAUAGAUCUAAAAAAAAACGUGACAAAUGUUAUAAUAAUAAUCACAGUAAUAAUAGUACUAAUGAAAAUGAUGAUACAUUAGAGAAUAGUGCAGGAGAAGAUUCUGGAAUUGCUGCAAGUGAUGGGUCUAAUUCUAAAAUGAAGAAUGAUAAUUAUUUAUCAUCAUCGGAUGAAAAACGUGUUUGUCAGGGUCUUGUUACUGGAGGAUUGUUCAUUCUUUUGCGAGAUGCCUUGAGAGUUUUACCAGACUGUCAAGUUGAAUCAGUAAUCAAGUAUGUAAUUCGUGCAGAACUUCUUUUGGUAAUGGCUAAUAAUCCAGACACAAGAGUUCGAGCUGCUGUGAUUAAAGUUUUACAAACUUUUAUUCAACGAGCCACUGAUGAAGAAGUUAAUAAAUUUAUAAAACAUAAAUAUUUUUACCAUCUUGCUAAUCAAAUCACUAUUUAUCCUGGAAGUGAAUCUCUUGCAUCUACUUUGGAAGCUUUGGAAGCAUCAAGAAAUUCAACUUUAGCAGCUAUUCCACCACUUCUAGCUAUUUUAACUAAAACUUCAUUAACUGGAACAAAUACUGUGAGACAAAUUGUGGUUUUUCUUACAGAUAUUAUUAAUAAAAAUCCUAAUAAUUUAAAAGUACUUUUUGAGCAAGGAAUAAUAGAGUCUGUAGCACAAGCCCUUGCUUUAGGAGCUCACAAAAAUAACUCCACAUCAUUAUUUAAUGAUAUUUACAUUCUUCUAGUGACAAUAGCAACUAAAUUGUUGGAAAUACCAGGAAAUAACCAAAUCCCAAUGGUUUUAGAUUUACACUCAAUAUUGAGUUAUAUAGAGCUACAUGAGAAAUUCCAGUGUGGAACAAAUGCAAAUUGUACUUCGGCAGUUCGGAUUGCUCAAGUUAUUCUAUUCGAUAGCGAGCUUGAUGUUGUAAUGUCAAAAAUAUCAUCACAGACCGGCUUUAAAUUACGUAGCACUGCUUCUUACUUUGCUUCUACUUCUCACUUGACUAAUGUUCUAAUGACGUCAAGUGAACAAAGUGAUCAUGAAUCACAUUCAUCAAGCUACAGUAAUCUUUAUGGUUUCAAAGAAUACGGCAAAGGAGAAAUAAAUCAACGUUUUCGAAUUAUUUUAUUUAAAGCUAUUGAAUUUAUCACGGCAUUUGAUUAUAUAUCUUCGAAUAAUGAAUUAGAAUUAACUAGAAAAUUAUUUAUUAUUUUGCUGUAUGGCUUAUCAAGUGAAUUUGAUAAGAAGAGUAAUUGGAGUAGCUCCUGGUCAUCUAGACCGACAUUUAGAAAAAAUGCUGCUAAAAUGAUGAUUUGGAUGUUGAGUCCACAUCAAAAUGUUAAUAUAAGAAUUUUUGUAAUUAGAUCAUUGAUGGAAGAGCCAAGAGGUAAAGAAAUAUUAUCAUCACUUUUAGAGACUGAUUGUCAUAUUGAAAAAAAAUUAAGUAUACUCUUAUGGGAUUUGUUGGGAAGAAAAAAUGAUAUGCCAAGUGCAGAUGCAAGAAUUUGUAUGGAGUUUAAAGAAGCUUUAAAUAUCUGGCAGUUAAUAAAAGGUAUUGACAAUGUUAUUCCAGAAAUGUGGAAUCAAGAACUAACAUCAUUACGUCAUGAAUUUACAAAAAAUGGAGAAAUCUUUAUAAAGAAUAAUUUAUCAGUGAUUCAUCGAAUUGAAAAUAGAUUCAAUGGUUUAGUUAAGCAGCUAACAGAAAGUGCAAUGAUGAUUACAAGAACUGUGAUAGAAGAACAAAAUCGGGAAAGAAAAGCACUGAUGGAGAAAUUAAAAUAUACAAGAGGAUUACAAGCACAAACUAUGGCAAGAUGGAAAGAUAUAAUACGACGAUUAACUCAUGAAAGAGGUCCCUGGUAUUUUUCAAAGUCUUAUCCUCAAAAUUGGGAAUUAGAUCCAACAGAAGGACCUGCCAGAGUGAGAAUAAAAAUGCAAAGAUGUCAUUUGAAUAUCGACAAUAAAUUCUUUAUGCCUGAAUACCAAAAUAUGAAUAAUAUAGAAAAUAUUGAAAGUCCUCUAUCAUAUUUAUUUAAAACAGUUAAACAAGAUGUUAACGCUUCAGCAUUAAUUGAAAGACUUCAUACAACAGAAUCAAUUCAUAAAAUGUCUCAAGUAAAAGUUGUAACUCCUCAAGCAGAGCUUCCAGGAGAAGCUCUUAUUGGAGAAACAUGUCUAUAUUUUAUUCCUGAUAAUCCAGAAAUUUCGCUGUACACUCAAGACAUUAGUUUAGGUGGUUUAGAUUUUGCGAUAGCUGGAGGAAUGGCUUGGAAACUCCAGGAUAUUCGAGAAUUGCAUAAAAGACGUUAUCAAUUGAAAGAAACAGCAAUAGAAUUUUUCCUGACAACUGGAAGAACAUAUUUGUUAGCAUUCAACUCAUCUAAAGAUCGAGAUGAUUUUGCCAGUCAAUUACUGCAUUGUAAUUUACCUCAUCGUAUUCCUGGUGAUGAUUUAGGAGAAGCUCUGGUUGCUUGGCGCAAUGGAACUCUUACAAAUUGGGAAUACAUCACAUGUUUAAAUAAAUUAGCUGGAAGAUCUUAUAACGAUUUAAUGCAAUAUCCAGUGUUUCCAUUUGUUCUUGCUGAUUAUAUAAGUAAUAAAAUUGAUCUUAAUAAUCAUAAAAUAUAUCGAAACUUCGAAAGACCUAUGGCUGUUCAAGACAAGAAGAAUGAACAACAUUAUAUCAAUAAUUAUAAUUAUCUGAAACAAGAUCUUGCUGAUGGAAUUAAUCGUGUAGCUUUAAAUCAAGAACCUUUUCAUUAUGGCUCACAUUACAGUAAUUCUGGCACUGUUUUACACUUUUUAGUUCGCUUGCCACCAUUCACAAGCAUGUUUCUGAAUUACCAGGAUAAUAAUUUUGAUAUUCCUGAUAGAACUUUCCAUUCGUUGGCCACAACUUGGAGAUUGACUAGUUGUGAUUCAACCACGGAUGUCAAAGAAUUAAUACCCGAAUUCUUCUAUCUUCCUGAAUUUUUAUUAAAUUCAGGAGGCUUUAAUUUUGGUUUACGACAAAACGGAAGUCGAGUUGGUGAUGUAGAAUUACCAAGCUGGUGUAAAGGAGAUGCAAGACUUUUCAUUCUAGUGCACAGAGCUGCAUUAGAAGCUGAUUAUGUUAGAGAAAAUUUGUCAUAUUGGAUUGAUCUUGUGUUUGGUUUUCGUCAAACUGGAAAACCUGCAAUAGAAGCUAUAAAUGUAUUCCAUCCUGCAACUUAUUAUGGAUUCAAUGUUGAUCAAAUAGCUGAUCCAUUGGAAAGAGAUGCUUGGGAAACUAUGGUAAAAACGUACGGUCAAACUCCAGCUCAACUAUUCACGACAUCCCAUCCAUUACCGAUUGUAAAUGCUAUUAAUCCCAUCACUUAUAAUAAUAUUCCUCAAGUAAUUGAAAAUGUAAACGGAAUUAAAUGGGGAAAUUAUGUUGGAGCACCUGGAAAUGAACCAGUUCUUUGUUGGAAACAUAAACACAGAGUACCUAUGGCAUCACUUAUUCCUCUUAUUACAGGAGAUGUUUUCGGUUUGCCAAUUUACACAGCUUUGUUAAUUGGGUAUAACAAUGAAAAAGGAAGUAAUAUGCUAAACAACACCAGUGUAUUAGGAGCUGCUUUAGUGUCUUGGAAUAAUAAUGAUAGCAUUAUUAGACUGAAGCUCAAGAAAGAGCAGCCCCCUAAACCCCUAAUUAAAUCAUCGGGAUUAGACCCUAUUACGGUAAUAGCAUCUGCACCUGACUGUGGUCAACUUUGGUUUGGACAUCAUUCAGGAAAAAUUAUUGUAUACGAAUACAAUAUUAAAUCUACUGGAAAAAUUGAUUUUAAAUUAACACCAGCUUCUGUUUUACUUGCUCAUAGAAGUACUAUUACUAUUAUUGUUUUAUCAAGAGCUUUCAGCAUUGUUGUUUCUGGUGACAAUAAGGGAAUUAUUGUUAUUUGGGAUUUAAAUAGUUUAUUGUAUGUCAGAUCAAUAGUGUGUGAUCCGAUUUACUCAAUACAUAGUAUAUCUAUUAGUAAUACUCUGGGUGAUAUUGCCGUUGCUUGUCAAGUAGCUUCAAUUACGUCACAAAAUAAUGAAAAUAAUGCUGACCAUCAGUCUCAGCUUAAAGUAUUUACUAUCAAUACCAAAAUCGUUGGUUCAGUUUUAUCCCGAAGAAAGAUAACAGCUUUGUGUUAUAGUAAUGCUCCUGAAGGUGCUUCUGUGAAUGUUAUUGCAACGGGACUUGAUAAUGGAGUAAUAAGAUUAUGGAGCAGUUGGGAUUUGAGAUUAAUUAGAGAAAUAGUAAAUGGUGGGAAAGAUUGUGGAGCAAUAAUUUCAAUAACAUGGUCUCAAGAUCAACAUCACCUAUAUGCAGCUACUGAUGAGUCUAUUGUUUUGAUAUGGGAAGGAAUACGACGACUGAGUAAUGAUACACCAAAAUUUGUUAAUUUAACUACACUUUAAUAUUUUUAAUUUACGAUUUGAAAAGACAAAUCUUAAAAAUUCAUUUUACUAAUUACCAAGAGUUAUCUUAUAUCUAAAUACUCAUUAUACUCGUGGUUAAUUCAAGUUAUAUAUACAUUAAUCAUAUAUAAAAGUAUAUAUUUAGAAUCUUAUUUAUUUAAUUUCUAGCUUCAAAAUGAUUUGAACUCUAAGCUUUAUAGAUUUUAUGAUGAGCUUAAUUUAUUUCUAAACAUGACUGAGAAUGAACAAGAUGAUUAUUUUUCAUUACGAUA